Messenger RNA from Medioppia subpectinata, 1697 nucleotides. The record is from the annotation of a GenBank genome assembly. Lineage: Eukaryota; Metazoa; Arthropoda; Arachnida; Sarcoptiformes; Oppiidae.
AUUUAAUUGUACAAUGAAUUUAAAUCCACAUCGUUUUGUUUAAAUUUUGUACAAAUUUUUAAACCCUAUCAGUGAUAGACUAUCACACUAUGAAUAUAAUAUUUAAAAAUAUAGCAGAGUUUUUGCCAACAACUUAUUUGAUAGCAUUAAUUUCCAUUGGAUUUGUAUAUUUGAUAUUCAAAUUCUACAGUCGGGACAAUAGCCGGGAGAAGGGGGACAGGAAUGUGAAGGUCGGGAGUCCGACGUCAUUGUAUGAUUUAAUAUGGAAAAAACAAUUGCCUGAAGUGUCACAACUGGAAGCGGUGAAAAAACAUGGUCAAUUGUUCUCCUAUUCCAUGUUGGGCAAGACGGCCAUCAUGUGUACCAGACUUGAUUUUAUAAGCCAAGUGUUGAGCAAAGAGUUUACCACUUUUACUAACAGAACGAGUGUGUUCGCCGGAAGUGAUGCCAUAACUGACAAUAUGUUAAGCCUAUCACUCGAUGACCAGUGGAAACGCCUGCGGGCUAUAGUGUCGCCCACUUUCUCAACCGGAAAGUUACGCAAAAUGCGGCCUUUGAUUGACGAUUGUUUGCAGACAUUAAUCAAAAAUAUUGGCAAAAUGUCGGCAAACAGUGACCACUCGGUGGACAUGAAGACAGUUUAUGGCGCGUAUACUAUGGAAGUGAUAAUACAAGUGGCGUUUGGGACAAAAGUGGACGCACUUAUUGACGACAAGAAUCCCAUUAUAUUGAAUGCCAAGAAACUAAUGGAUAACGUAUCGCUCGGUAGUCUCCCGAAGCUCAUGAUGAUCAUGUUGUGGCCAAAGUUUGCCAAAUGCUUGGGCUUCACAUUAUUUCCGCAAUCGGUUCUCGCAUUCUUUGCCGAUUUAGUCCGUAAGAUAAUCGCUGAGCGCCGCACCGGUCAGGGAUCAGACGGUGCGAAGAGGUAUGACUUUUUGCAGCUCUUAUUGGAUGCGAACGAUAGGAAUAAUGAGGAAAAUAGUGAUGAGAGCCGCAAACCAGAGGCAAAGGAUGAGACGACAACUUCUUUGUUAUUAAAUACAAAAAGUUUGUCAGACGAGGAGAUGAUAUCGCAAUGUGUGCUGUUUUUUACGGCCGGUUACGACACGACAGCCAACACUAUGGCGUACGCCAUAUAUCUGUUGACUGAAAACCCGGAAUCGCAGCAAAAGUUAUUUGAAGAAUCAAAGAGUGUUAUUGAGUCCAAAGAAGACAUCGAUUACGAUGCCAUUGAAAGGCUUGAAUACCUAAACGCCGUUCUCAUGGAAACACACCGUCUGUUCCCACCGGUGCUGAUACUGGAAAGGGAGGCCUCACAUGACAUCACAUUGACCGGUGAUGGAGGCGCUGAUGAUUUCAUUAGGGUAUUCAAGGGUGAUAUCAUUCAAAUCCCUGUAUACGCACUUCAUAAAGACCCGGAACAGUUUAAAGAUCCUGAUCAAUUUAAACCGGAGAGAUUUUUGUCCGGCAAUAUCGCACACCACCCGUACGCUCACCUGCCGUUUGGCGCCGGACCGCGUAAUUGUGUGGCCAAACGGUUGGCCCUAAUGGAGGCUAAGUUAGCUAUACUUUACUCAGUAUAUAACUAUCGGUUUGAAAUCAGCGACAAAACAUCGCGUCCGCCAAAACGGGACUCAAAUUUAGGAUUAAUUAAUCCGAAAGAAGUUGUGCUUAAAGUCGAGAAACGCGUUCAUUGA